CUUUGAGAAAGUGCAAAUUCCACCUAUUUGCACACCUGAAGAGCGCUGCGGGUUGGUGAUCGAACGAUCCAGGGUCCGGUGGGGGGGGGUUAAGGAGGGAAGAUCAUCGUGGAUGGGUAACCACUGGGCUGGACGAGCGCUCAGUCCGUCAGUCUACUUAUGUACAUACUGCCGUUCCGAGCUAGCCUGGCGCCGCUAGUAUAUACGCCACAUACAACACUAGACAUUUAUCACUUGGCGGCGGCAGCAUGCUUCAGUUGUAUACCGCUGGCGCUAUUAUGCGGGGUAAAGUAUCGACAUCGUUCGGUGCGUUACGAUAUGUCAACCGUGUUCACCUCGAUAUCAGUCCACCACCGUACGAACUGAAUGAGCAAGCGCCUGUAAGAGCAUUUGCCAAGUUAAGGGGAGGGCCGCUGACGGGGACUACCGUGCUAGAAAUCUACCGAACAGUUCAAGGUUUGGUGAGAGGAGAUGAAUGUUUCGUUGGGGGGGCGGCCUGCUACUCCCAGAGUUCAUGCCACUAUUUUGGUUAACUCCGAAUAAU
This is a messenger RNA of Pseudomassariella vexata, 544 nucleotides long. RefSeq lists its product as uncharacterized. The record is from RefSeq and is a predicted model, not a curated record. The transcript has a single exon. Bases 249 to 533 code for a protein of 94 amino acids. Lineage: Eukaryota; Fungi; Ascomycota; Sordariomycetes; Amphisphaeriales; Pseudomassariaceae.